Molecule: messenger RNA, 864 nt
Organism: Alternaria hordeiaustralica
Lineage: Eukaryota; Fungi; Ascomycota; Dothideomycetes; Pleosporales; Pleosporaceae
Exons: 1
Coding region: 1-864 (287 amino acids)
Source: RefSeq, a predicted model, not a curated record
AUGAUGAAGAACGCUCCCGUUCGCCUUCUCCCGCCUAACGAGCCCAUCUACCGGUACCCACCUGAAGACGAUGAAGAACAGCCACCCUGGAGGCUACCGCCUGGCAAGGGCCGACCCCAGCAUGACUGUGGCCGUCUCGGCUUACCAUUUGACUCCAAUCUAGUGGCCCAAGCCGAACCGAUUGACAAUCUACUUGAUCAAAAUCUUGGCGAUACUCUAUUCCUCAGAACCAAGGGUAGUUCACUUUGCUCUUCCGGUUUCAGGCCUGUCGCUGGACCGCUGUCUUCGUUUACUGCAGGUCGUCUUAAGCGACUCUGCACGACGUGCUCAGCCACGGAGGUCAAGCACCAGUGUACGUGCACACUUCGAAAGCGGUUUCUCGACCGAUGGCUGUGUAUUGAAUGCUACCUCGAGAACGAAGCUAAACCUGGUGGUGCGGCAAUGUUGGAGAUGCUGGCGGGAGAUGAACCAGGAGAAUGUCCAUGUGGGAGCUCAUUCGAUGCACAGGACCAAGAUUCGUGGCUUGUAUGCGAGUGGUGCGAUGGUCGGGUGACCGGGUCUAAGAAGGCCACUGAAGAAGAGGAAAAGGCGAAGGAUUUUGUACCGAAUGAGGAGGACGAAGACAAGGAGGGUGCCUGGCCGGAACAUCUUCCAGAUGGUGACCGUCCCAAUCUGAGUGGCACUCUGAUUGACCAAGCCAUCGUGGCUGCUGGCUCUGCCGCGCCUCGUGGUCUGCAUCGACACUUCGUCUGUCACGAGUGGCUUACCCGGAAGCAACAUCUGCAGAUGGAAGCAUACAAAAAGAAAAUGGAAGAGGGCAAGGAGGAGGAAUUCGAUUUCUAUUGGUCCCGCCAUUGGAGGUAG